Messenger RNA from Psilocybe cubensis, 450 nucleotides. RefSeq lists its product as uncharacterized. The record is from RefSeq and is a predicted model, not a curated record. Gene Ontology annotation, cellular component: fungal-type vacuole membrane. Lineage: Eukaryota; Fungi; Basidiomycota; Agaricomycetes; Agaricales; Agrocybaceae. Bases 1 to 450 code for a protein of 149 amino acids. The transcript has 3 exons.
AUGUCUGAAAUUCGCGAUCAAGACAGCGAAGGUCGUGAUGAUGUGGAAGACGGCGGAGCAAAGGCGUGGAUUAGCAUUACAGGAGCGAUCCGAUUGCAGCUGGAUAGGAAGCUUUCAGCUCAUGAUGCCAUUCGUGUUCGGGGCCGUCUCUGGAAAGCUUUUCGACGCAGGGUACUUUCAUGCCUUGGAGAUAGUAGGAUCAGCAAUUUUUACUUUGUCCCUCAACAAUACCUUGAGGUAUUCCUUAGUCAGGGAGUUGGAAUGGGACUUGGUCUAGGACUUACCUUUGUCCCUACACUAAGUUUGACUGUUCACCACUUUAGACGCCGCAAGGUACUUGCUACUGGAAUUGCUAUGAGCGGUAGUUCCCUUGGAGCAGUCCUUUUCCCCAUAAGUAAGCAUGGUUUUAUUACCCCAGAUUCACUCUCAUCUCAACCCCAUUUGCAGUGA